AUGAUUAUAUGCACUGCCGUGACGCUUUUGGAAUUGGUUCCAGUGUUGGCAGUACUGAUGGAAGAAUUCAUGAUCAUCUUAAUGCAUUCCUCAGUUUUCUUUAUCAUCUCGAAGGGAUUCUUGCGAAGACUGAUGCUUAAGGUCAUAUGGUGCCACGAAAAACAUCAAUCUGCUAGCAGAAACUUGAAUAGUCGACCAAAUUGGAAAUACAGCGUCUGGGGGUGCAGACUGAGAUUGCAAUCGACAAACAAGCAAUUGUCUACUCAAAAUCCAGAAAGGAUCAAGAACGCACUUGAUGAAAACUUUGGAAAAUGGAAAAUGAAUGAAAUUGAAUAUAAAAGAUGUGCGAUGUUUUAUAAAUCCUGGAAUAUGUCGGAAAAUGGAUUUUAG
Caenorhabditis remanei is the source of this 390-nucleotide messenger RNA. RefSeq lists its product as uncharacterized. Bases 1 to 390 code for a protein of 129 amino acids. NCBI's taxonomy places the organism in Eukaryota, Metazoa, Nematoda, Chromadorea, Rhabditida, Rhabditidae. The transcript has 2 exons. The record is from RefSeq and is a predicted model, not a curated record.